UGCAACUGAAAAAUUAAAAGUAAUGGAGGAAGACUAUACUGUGCAUAUUGAAAAGACCAAAGAAAAGGAAGAUGAAUUGGAAACAUACGUUCCCCAAGUGAAAGCGAUCACGGAUGAAUAUGAAGAAAAUACUGAAAAGUAUGAAACCCUCAAAUAUCAUGUUUCAGCACAGAAUCGUGAACACGAGUCACUGAAAUACGGCAUUUGUUUGAUGAAACAGAAAGAAUCAAACUACAAAAAUGAGAGGGAAAAAGUGAAGAAUUUAUUGAAGAAAGGCCGAAAUGAGGAAAUGUUAAGAAUGAAAAAACAUCUGAACUUCAUGUACGUUUCAGAAAAAGAUAUCUAUGAAACAGAACAAAAACUGAGACUUUUAAUCCUGGAAAACGACAGAAUACGAAAAGCUCUUAAGCUAGUGAGAGAAGAUAUACAACACCUUCAAAAGGAAGGACAAAAUAGUAUUGAUUCAGUAGACAAAAUGAAUUUAGAACUGGAUGAGCUUCAAGGCACAUACGUGAAGAUGUGGGAGGAAACUCUGAAUGCCAUAAAGAAAUUUAGAGGAGAUAAUAAGAUUACCGUGGAAGGAACUGUAAAGUUAAUGACACAACUUUAUAAGAGAGAAGAAAAAUUGAAAAUCAUUUGUGGUUGGCUCAGACGGCACAUUGAUAAUCUGUAUUACAUAAUUGAUUAUAAAGAGUCAAACACUGUCAUUGGAGAGAACGCCAAAGCACAGAAAAAGAAGUCAACCUACAAAACUGGAAAAAAGGUACUAUGACUGCUAAAGGCCCGAUGCACUUUUUACUACAACUGGAAAGAUACAGGUAAGAUAUAUGAUUAAUAUUAAACUACUCAUAUCUGAGCUAAACAAGUGAUUUUUUUUGGCUACUUAAAAUUACUUUAAAAAUAAAGAUCUGGGGCAGCUAG
Messenger RNA from Phascolarctos cinereus (koala), 921 nucleotides. RefSeq names its product coiled-coil domain containing 175 (gene CCDC175). The record is from RefSeq and is a predicted model, not a curated record. NCBI's taxonomy places the organism in Eukaryota, Metazoa, Chordata, Mammalia, Diprotodontia, Phascolarctidae.